Messenger RNA from Purpureocillium lilacinum, 1419 nucleotides. RefSeq lists its product as uncharacterized. Gene Ontology annotation, biological process: regulation of transcription by RNA polymerase II. Gene Ontology annotation, cellular component: nucleus. Lineage: Eukaryota; Fungi; Ascomycota; Sordariomycetes; Hypocreales; Ophiocordycipitaceae. The record is from RefSeq and is a predicted model, not a curated record.
AUGACAGCAGAGGUGAUGCACUUCAGCAAAACUUCAUACCCUAAUUUUCAGGCCAUCAACGGUCCCGGUCCGACGCCGUCAGCCGCGCGCAGCUAUCCUUUGCAACCGCAGCCUCGAGACCCUCGUGGUGACCGACUGUCCCCCGGCGCCGGCCUGUUCCACCACGCGCCGCCGACCACGACCUCGGCUCCCAGGCCGCCUCCGCUGCCUGCGACAUCCUCCCAGUCGUUCCGCGCAUCGGGCGCCCUGUCGCCCUUCCGCCCGCGGCUGCUGUCGCAUCCCGCUCCUCUUCUCUCCGACUGGCACAGCGCGCGCCGUCCCCGAUCCAUUUUGGUCGCUUCACCCGCCGACCGUGGCGUCGCAGCCAUGAGCGUCGCCUACGAGCCACGCAACUUCAUACACGAAGGCGCAUAUCCCUCCAUCGGCGAGGAUCACGAUCACGACGACCACGAUGGCGCCGACCAGCGCUUCACCGACUCCGAGGUCGCCGAGCACCUGAGCCAUUACACAGCAGACGCCUCUCUGCUCGCCGAUGAGCGCGAGGUUCUCGACGACCGGGAUGUCCUGGGCGACGAUCGGGGCGUUAUGGGCGAUGACAGAGGCAUCAUGGCCGACGACAGCUCGGUGCAGGACGCAUCGAGACUGGACCUCGGUCCGACAGGUUUCUCGUCGCCACUUCAAGUCUCGCUGACAGCGCCGUCAAUGGCUGAAGCGCUCUCCGACGGGAAAGACCCUUCGCCGGGGGCCGGCUCGCCAUCGUCAAUAAACCGAGUCAAGGCAGUCGCGAAGCCUGACCGUGAGGUGACCAAGGGUCCUGACGGAAGGUUCCAUUGUGCCAUGCCCGAUUGCAAAGAGGAAAUUCGGUCUUUUUCGCGCAAGUGCGAGUGGAACAAACACAUGGACAAGCACGAGCGCCCUUACCGGUGUCCUGCCGAUGGAUGCGAAAAUCUCCCCGGCUUCACAUACUCUGGCGGCCUUCUCCGACACGAGCGUGAGGUCCACGGCAAGCACGGGGGGCCGAAGAAUACGGUCAACUGCCCGCAUCCCAACUGCAAGCGGCAUACAGGCAAAGGCUUCUCUCGACAGGAGAACCUCAACGAGCACCUGCGGCGCGUACACACCAACAUGGAGGGCUCUACCCCACCUGCGGCCGACAGCGUCGCUUCCCCCGACGACGACGAGAGCGAAAAGUCCGGCACGAAGCGGAAGCGCCGGAUGAGCGACCAAGGCGAGGAGCUUACUGAGCUUCGGGCCGAGGUCAAACGCCUGCGCGAGCAAAACGAGAAGCUCAAGUCCGAGGUGGAUCAGCAGUCCCAGCACUCGCUCGCCAUGAUGGCGCAGAUCGCAGAGCUGCAAGACGCCCUGAGACACGGCAUUGGGCAGCACGGACUAGGAGCACCGACGGCGCAGAUGAUUUAG